UUUUGUAUCAGGGAUCGACUGCUUUUCUCUGACGUCACGCUCAGGAAAAACAAUCAAAUCAGGAUUUCCGCAGAGGCGCAGAGUCGUGAUACUGUUAGCAGCAGCCAUGUUCCGCAAUCAAUACGACAACGACGUGACAGUAUGGAGCCCGCAGGGUCGUAUCCAUCAGAUCGAGUAUGCGAUGGAGGCGGUGAAACAAGGCUCUGCUACUGUAGGACUCAAAUCCAGAACGCACGCAGUCCUGGUGGCAUUAAAGAGAGCCCAGUCUGAACUGGCCGCCCACCAGAAGAAGAUUCUCAAUGUCGACAACCACAUCGGCAUCUCCAUUGCUGGAUUGACGGCUGACGCCAGACUGCUCUGUAACUUUAUGCGCCAGGAGUGCUUGGACUCAAGAUUCGUGUUUGACAGACCUCUCCCCACAUCACGUCUUGUCUCUCUUGUUGGCAGCAAAACCCAAAUCCCAACACAGCGGUAUGGAAGGAGGCCCUAUGGUGUUGGGCUUCUCAUUGCUGGCUAUGACGACAUGGGACCUCACAUCUUCCAGACUUGCCCAUCAGCCAACUACUUUGACUGCAAAGCCAUGUCCAUCGGAGCACGUUCCCAGUCUGCACGCACCUACCUGGAGAGGUGCAUGGACAAGUUCUCUGAGUGUAAUCUGAAUGAUCUUGUCCAGCAUGGCCUCCGUGCUCUGAGAGAAACCCUCCCCACUGAGCAGGACCUCACUACUAAGAAUGUUUCCAUUGGCAUUGUGGGAAAGGACAUGGAGUUCACCAUUUAUGAUGAUGAUGACGUGGCUCCAUUCCUGGAGGGCCUGGAGGAGAGGCCCCAGAGAAAGGUGGUCCAGCCUGCAGAUGAACCUGCCAGAGCAGCGUCUGAUGAGCCCAUGGAGCACUGAGGCAGCAGAUCCCCGACCGACCGGACAUUUACUGCAACUGUAAUUCUUAGAGGGGAGAGUCGUGAUGUGCCACCUGCUACGCUGUUGAUGAAAAAUACUCUGCUUACAUCAUCCAGUAUGAUGUUGCUUUUGUAUGGGUAACGUGAAUCAUUACACAAGUAAUAAACUCAGUUUUUUGAA
This is a messenger RNA of Betta splendens (Siamese fighting fish), 1075 nucleotides long. It is a transcript of the gene psma1, whose product is annotated as proteasome 20S subunit alpha 1. Gene Ontology annotation, cellular component: nucleus; proteasome core complex, alpha-subunit complex; proteasome core complex. Lineage: Eukaryota; Metazoa; Chordata; Actinopteri; Anabantiformes; Osphronemidae. Gene Ontology annotation, biological process: ubiquitin-dependent protein catabolic process. Bases 107 to 895 code for a protein of 262 amino acids. The record is from RefSeq and is a predicted model, not a curated record. The transcript is spliced from 10 exons.